UUGAAGUAAAACUCUUUUCUUUGAGGAAAAAUUGUGGCGUUUACAUAACCACAAAGUUGUUCUCUGCUGCUGCAAUAUGUAAGAUGAUUAUCCACCAAAGCACACUGGGGAAUAAUCCAUAAAUACUGAAUUACCUGAUGAGCUUUUACAUUGAGGAUUAGCCUCGCCUGUUUCACCUAAAAACAAAGACUCCUCCCUUCAUGUCCAAGUUUGACUCUAGUGGGAAGAGAGAGCCGUGAUUUCCGCCUCCAUCUGAAGGUCGGAGUCCCGCAUCAAGUCGCACGGCGGCGGCAGUGGGGAUGCUGGCACUGCCCUUUACGCAUGAUCUCCCCGCCAGCACGCUUUAGGCGCACAGCCGCAGCGUCUCCGUUCAAGACUUGCGCAAAGAUGGAUGUAAGAAAGGAGAGCGUCUGCUGCGCCUCGUUUUGACUCUUUCAAAGAAGCUCGCGUGAGGAUCUGUUUCUGGAGGACUUCUUCUAAUCGUCAUUCCAAUGGAUAUUUACGCAUCUGCUUUGUCACCGGCGCUGGACAUCGGGACCGGCUGCUACCUGCUGGUGUUAACUGUUCUCUCCGUCAUAGGAAACCUGCUAGUCCUCAUCAUGGCCUUCAAAAGGUCAUCGAGGAUGAAGCCACCGGAGCUGCUCAGCGUCAAUCUGGCGCUGACUGACCUCGGAGCGGCGGUCUUCAUGUACCCUCUGGCUGUGGCCUCGGCCUGGAGUCACCACUGGUUGGGUGGAGAUGUUUCCUGUAUUUACUACGGCUUGGCAGGCUUCUUCUUUGGCAGUGCCAGCGUUAUGAACCUCACGGUUUUGGCCGUGGUGCGCUUCAUUGUGUCCCUCAAUCUGCAUUCUCCCAAAGAGAAAGUCAGCUGGAGGAAGGUGAAGAUCCUGUGCUUGUGGUCGUGGCUGUACGGCCUCGUCUGGGCGCUGUUUCCGGUUCUGGGCUGGGGCCGGUACGGCCCGGAGCCCUUCGGGCUGUCCUGCUCUCUGGCCUGGGGGGAGAUGAAAGACGAGGGCUCCUCUUUCGUCAUCUCCCUCUUCUCCUUCAACCUGGUGCUGCCCAGCGUGGUCAUCAUCUGCUGUUACUUCGGCAUCACCAUGAAGCUGUACUUCACCUACAAGAAGUCGGCCAACAGCAACCACGUCCCCAACAUCAUCAAACUCCACCGGAGGUUGCUGAUCAUUGCCAUCCUGAUCAGCUUAGGCUUCAUAGGCUGCUGGACGCCGUACGGGUUGGUCAGCCUCUGGUCCAUUUUCAACGACAGCAGCAAAAUCCCGCCCGAGGUCAGCCUGCUGCCGUGCAUGUUUGCCAAGAGCUCCACCGUCUACAACCCCAUGAUCUACUACUUCUUCAGCAAGAGCUUCAAGCGGGAGGUGAAGCAGCUGCCGUGGCUGUGCGUCGGCGCCAACCCGUGCCACGUGUCCAACAGCGUGAACGACAACAACAUCUACAUGGUCAGUGUGAAUGUCAAAUCCAAGGAGACGCGGCGGGAAACUUUGCAGGAGAUCACGGAGUCAAGACAGUGACACGCGUCAACACCUAGAGAGUUUAUUUUUGAAGAACUGGCUGAUGGGAUGUGAAACGUUUGGAGGUUUUUGGUCGAACAAACAUUAAUUGUGGUUUCAAGGGAAGGUCAAGAGAGCACGCCGUUAUUGAGGUGAAUGUCAAGCCUGCAAAAACAAUAAAACGGAUUUAUGCAUGGAGUGGGAACCUGCACAAAGGAGGAACACUCGAUGUUGAGGGUUUACAGAUGGUUUAGUCUGAAAAAGAAAAGAGGCCAAACAAUGUCCAAAGAAACUGGUGUUUUAGCAGCUUGUACUGAGAAAAAACGUUGUAGUUCACCAUUUCAUUUUUGAUGUUGAGGACAAAAAAGGUUUUGUAUUCCGGCUGAGUUUAUUGGUCGUCUGAUGACUUUAAAGGUCAAUAAGAGUCUCCUCAGAAUCAGUUUAAGCACAGAAAUGAGAUGGUAAAAAUAACCUUUGUGCUAAUAUUAAAACAUCCAGCAUGAAAAAUGUCUAUUUCCUCCCAGCUGAAGCUACAAUUUGAAUUCUCUUUAAAGAAAAGCAUUCAGAUCACUCUUUGAAGCGUUCUUUUUUUUUUUGUCAAUAAGUGGCCUUAUUGCUUCUGUCACUGGUUUGUCAUCAAAUGUCUUUGUCGAUCGCUCUCAUCUAACGCUUGUCGUUCGUCUAAGCAUGUUGGGUGUUGCUUUUGAAGGAACUGCUGGGCCGCGUGACCUUUUGAACCCCAGCGAUGCUUCAACCUGUGAAAAUCGGGUGGUAAAAACACAAAACACCUCCUGAGGACCCACAAAGACGCACAUUUUUACUUUUUAUUUUGCUUGUUUAAGGCUACAGCCAAUAGAAUCAUCUGGUACUACUAAUAUUAUUAAUUAAGAUAAAUCUGAAUUUCUGGUCGAUUUGCCUCAAAUUGACCCCCCAGGAGAAAGUUCUGCUUUGACCAUUUAUGUCGUUGCCUGUUGUGAUGCUUGAGAGUCUAUUUCUUGAUGAACUUUUGUUUCUUUUCAUGGUAAAUGUAAAUUAUUUUCAUUUAAAUUCAUAAAAUGUCAUGAAAAAAGGUUGAAUACCUGUUAGAACUUAUUUUUAAUUUGUGAAUGUAGAGCUCUAAACUAAGAGCAUGUUUAUGUGGACAAUUUAUUUGUCAUGUUUAAAGACUGAAUAAAGUCCUGAAGACUGAGAAACUUUUGCUGGUAAAUGUAUAUUUACACUCAGUUUGAGUUGGACAGCCAAAAAUAAAAUUAAAGCCAUUAGCCCACCCCC
Molecule: messenger RNA, 2777 nt
Organism: Oryzias melastigma (Indian medaka)
Lineage: Eukaryota; Metazoa; Chordata; Actinopteri; Beloniformes; Adrianichthyidae
Gene: opn8b
Product: opsin 8, group member b
Exons: 4
Coding region: 492-1526 (344 amino acids)
Biological process (GO): G protein-coupled receptor signaling pathway; visual perception
Cellular component (GO): membrane
Molecular function (GO): G protein-coupled receptor activity
Source: RefSeq, a predicted model, not a curated record